AUGCUGGUGUGUCAUUGCAGGUAGCUUCGGGCAGACACAGAGGAGCGGCUGGUGGAGCACCUCCUAAAUCCGGCCCAUUACAACAAGCUGAUCCGCCCGGCGACCAACGGCUCGGAGCUGGUGACCGUGCAGCUGAUGGUGUCGCUGGCUCAGCUCAUCAGCGUGCAUGAAAGAGAGCAGGUGAUGACCACCAAUGUCUGGCUGACCCAGGAGUGGCAGGACUACCGUCUGACUUGGGUCCCCGAGGAGUUUGACGGGAUGAUGAAGGUCAGGCUGCCCUCAAAACACAUCUGGCUGCCUGACGUGGUGCUCUACAACAAUGCCGACGGGAUGUACGAGGUGUCCUUCUACUCCAACGCCGUGGUGUCGCACGACGGCAGCAUCUUCUGGCUGCCCCCGGCGAUCUACAAGUCCGCCUGCAAGAUCGAGGUCAAGCACUUCCCCUUCGACCAGCAGAACUGCACGCUGCGCUUCCGCUCGUGGACCUACGACCGCACGGAGAUCGACCUGGUGCUGCGCACCGACGUGGCCAGCAUGGACGACUUCACGCCCAGCGGGGAGUGGGACAUAAUCGCUCUGCCGGGCCGCCGCAACGAGAACCCGGCCGACCCCACCUACGUGGACAUCACGUACGACUUCAUCAUCCGCAGGAAGCCCCUCUUUUACACCAUCAACCUCAUCAUCCCCUGCGUGCUCAUCACCUCCCUGGCCAUACUGGUCUUCUACCUGCCGUCGGACUGCGAGAAGAUGACCCUGUGCAUCUCCGUGCCUGCCCUCACCGUCUUCCUGCUGCUCAUCUCCCAAAAUCGUCCCCCCCACGUCCUGGACGUCCCCCUGGUGGAAUACCUGAUGUUCACCAUGGUCCUCGUCACCUUCUCCAUCGUCACCAGCGUGUGCGUGCUCAACGUCCAUCACCGCUCGCCCACCACGCACACCAUGCCGCCCUUCAAGGUGGUCUUCCUCAACAAGCUCCCCGCCUUGCUCUUCAUGCGCCAGCCGAACAGCUGCGAGCGCCAGCGGCUGCGGCAGAGGAGGCGGGCCCAGGAGCAGAAAGAGGGGGGGCGGGUCGGGGGCGGCGGCCUGAUGGUGGGGCUUGGACUGGGCGCCGCCGGGGGCAACGGGGGAGGGGGCUCCGCCGGCUUGUUCGGCAAAGAGAACAGCGAUCCCUGCACCUGCUACGUCAACCGGGCGUCCGUCAAGCAGUUCGCGGGGGAGCUGGGCGGUUCGGCGGGGGUGGGCGGGUCGAUGGAUGGCCUGAACGGGCUCAGGGAGGGCCGCGAGGGAAACUCGGGGAACGUACCCCGGGGGAAACAGGCAACAGGGGGUCCUGUCCUGACCCAGGCCCUGCUGGGCAGCUGCCCUGGGUUUGAGGAGGCCGUGGACGGCGUGCGCUUCAUCGCCAACCACAUGAAGAACGAGGACGACGACCAGAGCGUGAGCGAGGACUGGAAGUACGUUGCCAUGGUGAUCGACCGGCUGUUCCUGUGGAUCUUCGUGUUCGUGUGCGUGUGAACGGUGGGCAUGUUCCUGCAGCCGCUCUUCCAGAACUACACAGCCAAGACCAUCACCAGCUCGCCAGGCUGA
Molecule: messenger RNA, 1584 nt
Organism: Lampris incognitus (smalleye Pacific opah)
Lineage: Eukaryota; Metazoa; Chordata; Actinopteri; Lampriformes; Lampridae
Gene: chrnb2
Product: cholinergic receptor, nicotinic, beta 2
Biological process (GO): signal transduction; nervous system process; chemical synaptic transmission
Cellular component (GO): neuron projection; postsynaptic membrane; synapse
Molecular function (GO): acetylcholine-gated monoatomic cation-selective channel activity; transmembrane signaling receptor activity
Source: RefSeq, a predicted model, not a curated record